UUAUAAUCACGUCCUUGACGAAACUGAAACAGGACGUUUUAUCUGUAUUACACAGCUAAGAUAAUUAUAUAUCUUACGUCAUUAUUUCAAGGAAAAGUGCGUUGAUAUCAGUUUGAAAGCAUGUUUUGCGCUUCUCUACCUUCAAAUAUGGUAUAGGUAAUACAUAGUAUAUAGGUAAUACAGGUUACGUGUUGACCUAUUAUGAUGGCAAGUAACAACCAACGAUCGGUCUGCAGUAUUUGCUUAAAUAGCUUUCAUGAGCCUAAAAUUCUACCGUGCUUUCACACAUUCUGUUUGGCAUGUUUGGAAGACUAUAUUCUAAGAAUAGUUACGAACAAAGACUCGAAAGAGAUGCCGUGUCCAUUGUGCCGUAGUCGCAUAACAAUUCCUAAAAAUGGUGCAAAGGGGUUCUGCCACAAUUUCUACGUUGCGGAUGACUUGGAAAUAGACAGUGUGGAAGAUGAACAAUUCGUCGCAGGAAGACCAUUUGUAAGUGGGUUUGUAAAUUCUCACCCGAUACCAAAGAAUUGUGAUUACCACAAAAUAACUGAAACAACAAAAGACUCUGCCGAAAUACCCACGGAGGAUAUAUGCCAUAACCACAGCAGCAUUAAAAGGGUGUCGUUUUACUGCACCGCGUGUAAUCAAGCCGUUUGUUCUACUUGUCUUCAAAAUGAACAUAGUGAACACGCAUUUUAUAACUUAGCAGAAGACAGUGCGAUCAUAAGAAGAGAACUCGGCGAAGAAAUUAAAAAAAUGGACGACGAGAUCCCAAAACUGGGCAGGUAUUACAAGUCAUUGAACAGUCAGAUGUCCGACGUCAUCAACUCCAUAAAACAAACAUGUAAAAAAAUCGACCAGCAGGUGGAGAACAUUUGCAUCAAAGUCAGACGACAUGGGGAAGAAUUAAAAUACACUGCACAGUCAAUUUUACGCGAAGAACAAAUGAAGACAGAUAAAAUUAAGGAAGAUAUUGCGAAGUUAUCAGACGAUCUAAGAAUUUGUCGCGUCAAAGCUGCAUCAGUUUUGGAAAUGAAUUCAGUUGUCCAGUUGGCAGACGUUUUGACAAAAACGCGGGAAAAGAUACAUACAAUUGUCAAGACUGCAAAAGAAUGCACUUCUUAUAACGGACGAUGCGUAGAUUUCCAGGUACCCAAUUUUGUCAAUGAUAUAUAUUUAUCUGAAAUGUUGGGGCAGCUUCAAAUUGUAGAUGGUCCAAAUUUCCGGGUUAGUUUUCACUUGGAGCAGGUGACAUCGGAAUAUUGCUGGAGCGAGAACCGAUAUAUUCGCGAUUUACCAUGGUACGUUGGAGUGAGGAAAUAUGAAGAAGAACGAAUGGGAAUUUACCUGAAGUUGAAUAAAACGGCAAAGAGAUGUAAUCCUUUUUCAGGUCAUUAUACAAUUAAACUAAUUAACCAUAAAGAUGAUAACUUGUCAGUGACAAAGAAGUCCAUACCAGAUUACGAUUAUAUUUUUAUACCUGGUGGUAAAGGUUGGGGAUGGAACAGCUUCAUUGAUUGGCAGAAGUUAUCAGAUCCAACAAGCGGUUUCUUGGACGGUGAAAACAAAUUUUCAAUACAAAUAAUGGUAAAAAUUACAAAUCAGUUAAACGGAGAAACUGAAUUAUUCCACGGUGACAAUAAUACUUGCUGUUAGAUUUUAAUUAUUUAUUUACAUUCAAGAUGUUUAAGGAUGGAGUGUUGACAUUUCACACACGCAUAUUUUAAUGUGGUCAUAUAAUAUUGCUGUAAUACCCGUCGGUGUGUCGUGCACAUUUCUUGUUAGCACAUUUACAUUUAGAGGCUACAAUAAUAAUAUUUUUGAAAUUGAUAUUGAUUAUCUUAGAAAUGGUUCCACUAUGUCUUCCUCCAGCCACAGUAGUGGGUCGUUCUAAGGUGCUCCUUUGAGCAGGUUUUGUCAUGAUUUGAUGACAAAAAAGUUGCUGGCCUAUAACUCCCUUAAUUUCAAAUUAAACCGAUCCCAAACUGUACUGCAUAUAGCUUAUCAUAUAAUAAACCAAUUUCCACUGAAAUAAAGAUGAAACGUUACCGCAUAAUUAUAUUUGACUUAAUCCAACUGUUACAUGAAAUAUCUGUCCAUUUUUUAAAAUGGCCGCCGAACCAGAAUUAGAACACACGCAUGAUUUCACAUCUCCGCGAAAAUACAGAAAAACUGUUCGGUAAGAUAAGAUUGAGAUUUCAGUGUUCCACUCUUCACUAUUUGUAACAUAAUUACUUAUUUCCAUGCAAACUGUGAUAUGUGUUGAAGAUUUAGCAAUUGAACCUAUUUUUACUUGUGCAAGGGUUAGUGGUGUGUAUCAAUUGUAGUGGUGAAAAAGACAAUUAUCACCGCUACAAAUAUUGCGGCUAGCAUUAUCUAUCAUUGAAAUGGCGAAUCCUAUUGAAUAUCAACGUUUUUCGAUAAUAACCUUCCGGACUAUUUCCCCGAUUGUGAGAACCUGAAAUUUGUACCAGUUUACUUUAUUCAAUGGAAAAUCCUCCUGAGUUUAAAUGUCCACCCGUCUGUGGUUCACAUUUUCUUUUAUAUAGUACCCACCAAGAGACUACAACAAUCCACAUAGCUUUUUGAAAUUGACAUGGAUUGGUUUUCUCGUUAAAAGGAAGAAAGUCUUGGCAUAGGCCUAUCUUUCUGUAAUUUAUAUUUGGUUGCCAAAUGCCAAUUCAUCCAAUUGAAAGGAAGAAUACUAUUGAUUUUCAAUGAAGUUAAGUUCAUAACUGCACAAAUGACUUUGCUGCUGGUGAAAGUAUGUGUCAUUGCCUUGUAACAUAUGGUUUAUCUCGGGAAUUCAGAUUCAUUAUUCAUGUGGUGUAGCAUGGUUUCGAAAUUUGACCAGAUAAACAUAAACAGGGCCUUCAGAAUCAUUUCUAUCAACAUCACUAAACUCUAAGUUAGCUAAUCACAAUGAUAAGGGAUCUACAUAAUUUAAUGUUAUUCAUAAAUAUUAUAUGAAGAUAUAAACUCUAAGUUAGCUAAUCCUUUUCAUCCAGUGUAUAAAAUUCACAAUGAUUUAUGAUCUACAUAACUUAAUGUUAUUUGUUAUUCAUAAAUAUUAUAUGUAGAUAUAUUUUUAUAUUAUAAUUUAUAAAUUUAGCAUUAAAUCUAUAUUUAUUCUUUGCUCUUUUUUUGUUCAGUCAUUUUUAUAUGAAUUGAAUAUUGUUUAACCUUUAUACUGUCAUUUUCAUAAAUAUUGGAUCUCAAUAUCACAAAACUUACAAAGAAUCAUUUUAAGCAAAUUCUGUUCAUAUUUCUUGGGGAUACACCGAUAAAAAAAAUGUGUUGGUGAGUAGAAUUAAAUGAAUAUGGAGUCUUUGCCGAUCUUGGAUCACAAUGAAAAAGAAAGAACCUAGGGUAUUAAUUUGAACAUUUUAUUUAAUAAUUUUAUUCAUGUAAAGACUAAAAUACUUUUAUUUGAUCUAACAGUAACAUUAAUUUAAUCUAUCUACACAUAUAAUAAAUCU
Patella vulgata (common limpet) is the source of this 3479-nucleotide messenger RNA. Its product is annotated as tripartite motif-containing protein 2. The transcript has a single exon. Gene Ontology annotation, molecular function: zinc ion binding; ubiquitin-protein transferase activity; protein binding. The record is from RefSeq and is a predicted model, not a curated record. Gene Ontology annotation, cellular component: nucleoplasm; chromatin. Bases 202 to 1656 code for a protein of 484 amino acids. NCBI's taxonomy places the organism in Eukaryota, Metazoa, Mollusca, Gastropoda, Patellidae. Gene Ontology annotation, biological process: positive regulation of DNA-templated transcription.